AUGGACACCGCCGCCGCCUCAUGGCGCCUCCUCUCGCCGGCCUCCUCCUCCCCGCCUCCCUGCCCGCAGAAGCUACCCAUCAAGCGGCAAGCGACGUUCGCGGCCUCGCCACAGGCGCAGCAGUCGGCCAGCUCCAGCGCCAAGUUCAGGCUCCUCUGCCUCCUCCAUGACAAGUCAGCGGCGCCGACGACGUCGGUGCAGCAGAGCUCGCAGCUGCAGAGGCUGGCGACGGUGUUGCAGUGCGGCGCCGUCUGGGCAGCUGUUGAGGCGCCGGCGGCGCUGGCGACGGUGACCGGGGAGGAGGACCUCGACCUCCUAGGGAUCCUGCCGCCGAUCGCGGCGUUCGCCGUCUUCUACUUAUUCAUCGCUCCUCCGCUGCUCAUGAACUGGAUGAGGCUGAGGUGGUACAAGCGCGAAUUCGUGGAGACGUACCUUCAGUUCAUGUUCACCUACCUCUUCUUCCCAGGGUUGAUGCUCUGGGCGCCAUUCGUCAACUUCAGGAAGUUCCCGAGGGAUCCGACCAUGAAGUACCCUUGGUCCAAGCCAAAGGAGGGCACGCCGCUGUUCAAAGACAGAUACCCGCCUAUAGACUCCUAUAAGCCUUGA
Messenger RNA from Miscanthus lutarioriparius, 606 nucleotides. NCBI's taxonomy places the organism in Eukaryota, Viridiplantae, Streptophyta, Magnoliopsida, Poales, Poaceae. The record is from the annotation of a GenBank genome assembly.